This is a messenger RNA of Wyeomyia smithii (pitcher-plant mosquito), 1541 nucleotides long. RefSeq names its product putative mediator of RNA polymerase II transcription subunit 26 (gene Cpr66D). NCBI's taxonomy places the organism in Eukaryota, Metazoa, Arthropoda, Insecta, Diptera, Culicidae. The transcript has 4 exons. The record is from RefSeq and is a predicted model, not a curated record. Bases 224 to 1006 code for a protein of 260 amino acids. Gene Ontology annotation, cellular component: extracellular matrix.
GCAACCGUAGCUCACUGUGGAACCCGAGGUUGUUGAGCAGAGAAGAACUCGCGUCGUCAGUAAGGUCCGAAUUUUGAAGUGACUGUGAUUUGAGUGGUACCGAUACGAAAGGACUUUUCCAGGCGGUGAUAGUGUGUGAUUGUUUAUCUUGCGGUGAAAGCGGAUAACGUGCAAAUCAAGUUGUUAGUAGAUCUCACAAUCUGAGAUAGUAGCGAAAAGCAAAAUGCGUGCGAUAGUGCUAAUUUCGGUCCUGUGCGCAGGACUAGCAACCGCCUUUCCCCAGCAAGCCAUAGAUCCUGCCUACCUGCGUCAGUACUACCAGCAGAUUGCGCAACAGGCUGUAGCCCAAGAAAGUCUGGCAGAACCUCGUGCCGACGCAACUCCAAUCUACGAACAGGGUGCUCAGGAGCAGCAGCACAUUCCACAGUACCUCCAGCAAGGCCAACAGAUCCGUUUGCGGGACAACGUUCAGGAUCAGAUUCAACGACAAUUCCAGCAGCCCCAACAGCAGCAGGUAGCUCGGCAAUAUCAGCCGCAAUACCAACCGCAACAAGUUCAGUACGUCCAGGAGCAGCAGUACACUCAACCAAAGCAGUUGAAGGUGUCCAAACCACGACCAGCUCAACAGUACCAAUCGCUCGGUCAAGGCGGCGGCCAGCGGCAGCUCGAUGAAGAUGAAGACUUCGAUGCCAAUCCAUCCUACCAGUUUGGUUUCGAUGUGAAAGAUGACGAGUACACCAACUACCAGAACCGCAAGGAGCAGCGCGAAGGAAACGUGAUCAAGGGCAGUUACUCGGUUGUCGAUUCCGACGGGUUCAUUCGUACUGUUACCUACACCGCCGAUCCAAAGGAGGGAUUCCGGGCCGAAGUGAGCCGCCAGCCGACCGACAUUGUGGUCAAGAUUCCCAAGCCAAACCCCGAGUACCAGCAGCAGCAGAUUCAACAGCACCGUGUCCAGGCGCAGCAACCGCAAAAACCCCGACCGGACUAUACCCAGUACCAGUGAGAGCCGCAGCAGCAUGGUGCUGCUAAACCAGGCGCAAUGGCUGAUGAUAUACAGAAAGACUUUGGAGUUUAGUUCCAAUCCAUCCAUCCUAGGCCUACCUCUCGUCCCAUCAUUCAUCCAUCCUGUGUCCCCGAAAUCUAGUAUCUCAUCAUCUUAAAGGAAAAAAGCUGUAAUUUAUGAUAUUGUAAUAAUAGCUUUAGUUUUAAAUAUUCUACGUUAGAACAAAACACCGUUAAGCAUUAUCACUUGUGCACACGCCGUUGAAAAAAUAUCGUCUAGCGUUGACCGCAAAAAAAAAUCUAAAAUUAACAACGAAAGUAAUUUGCUAUCGUAUACCAGUCCUUGCUUGCUGCAAUCUUCCGUUUAAUGGAUGUGAGUAUCCUCUUUUCACCUCUUUAGUCGCAAAAAUAAAAACAAAAUCAAACUGUCCAUAUUUCACGGCAACGUUAGAGAAACAGGCAUGCCAGAAAACUGUUAGUCACCAUCUGAAUAAUGUGUAAAACGAUAGAAAUACAAAAAAUAAUACGAAUUUAAA